AUGCUUCCAUCAGCAGCGCCCUACCUACUACGACCUACUAGUAACCGUGCCGCUUUGCGCCGGCUACAACUACAGCACAUCGGUCUUCUUCCCCGCAGCACAACAACAAUCACAGGAACAACAGCAUCAUCAUCACUAGUACGAAAAUAUGCCACAACGCAAGGCGCCGCCCCGAAACGGCGAAACGUGACUGUUCUAUCGGACGAUGGACGAUACGAGUGGGGAGAAUUGAGCGGGAGGGAGAAAGUUGCGAGGGCGACGCAGCAGUCGGUGAAUUUCGUGGUGAUUAUUGCGGGGGCGGUUUUGACGGGCGGGGUCUUCUACCUUCUCUUCACGGAGGUCUUUUCCCCGAAUAGCAAGACAUGGCAGUUUGAAAAAGCUGUCGAGCGCAUCAAGGAUGAUGUUCGGUGUACGAACCUCCUGGGUGAUCGGAGGGAGAUCAAGGCUUAUGGGGAGAAUACGUGGAGUAGAUGGGCGAGGAAUAGGCCUAUUGCGACGUCUGUCUAUCAGGACAGAGUGGGUCGGGAACACCUGAAGAUGAACUUCCACGUCGAAGGUCCUCUUAAUUCCGGAACCGUGUUUGUGCACAUGAUGAAGCCGUUGAAUGAGCAUCACUGGGAGUAUCAGCUUCUUGCUUUGGAAGUGCCGGGACAUUCCCGGGUUGUGCUUGAAGAAGCGCGCGAGAAGCCUGGCGUUGGGCAAGCACUGAAGAUCUUUGGCAUUAAGUGGCGGAGAACUGAAUCCAGACAGGUCGAUACUGGCGACCUUGUUUCAUAA
Messenger RNA from Aspergillus niger, 777 nucleotides. RefSeq lists its product as uncharacterized. The transcript is spliced from 6 exons. Gene Ontology annotation, biological process: protein import into mitochondrial matrix. The coding region runs from base 1 to 777 and encodes 258 amino acids. Gene Ontology annotation, cellular component: TIM23 mitochondrial import inner membrane translocase complex. Lineage: Eukaryota; Fungi; Ascomycota; Eurotiomycetes; Eurotiales; Aspergillaceae. The record is from RefSeq and is a predicted model, not a curated record.